GACAAACCUCUCAACUUCCUCGAUUCAUGGCCAGUCCUGGGGCCGUCCAUGGAGUAUGUCAGUUCUAUGGGCUCAAAAUGAAGUCGUUAGAGGAGGUUCUUUCCUAUGAGAGGCGGGGGGUAGAGAGUCCGGCACCCUACGUCAACUCUGUGUCUACUACGCAAAAAAGCAAUCACCGAUGAAACCAACGUAGAAUCUAUUGAAUCUACUAUCGUUACCCAUCCUCCUUACAACCGGACUCUCAUUACCUUGGUGCAUCAGAAUGAAUUCUGGCUGUCAGCCUCGUUGGAGUCGUUCCAAGGACAAUUGUGUAGCAAUGACAUCAUGGAUUUGAGAGGAGCAUUUAAAAGGAGGACUGUUGCUGUUGUAUCCUCACUUUUAAAGACCAACCACAACUAUGGCAGCCUCCAGAAGCCCAGGACUUGCAAUUGCUACCGCCGCUGGAAUCGCGAUUUCAGCAGGCGCCAUGUAUGCCAUGCAUAAAGAUGUGAAAGCAGUAGAGGGGAAUGCUUCUGCGUACAAAACCGAGGACGAAAAACGUAACACAGCAGGAAUAUCUGAUAAACGAUUAAGCUCUUCGGAUGUUCAACAGAUAGUGUCCACUAAUUCUACAAGAGCCAAAUAGCGAGCAUGCUGUUUUAAAUAUAAUUUAUUUGCCGAUGAGCUGUC
Molecule: messenger RNA, 669 nt
Organism: Marasmius oreades (fairy-ring Marasmius)
Lineage: Eukaryota; Fungi; Basidiomycota; Agaricomycetes; Agaricales; Marasmiaceae
Exons: 3
Coding region: 398-625 (75 amino acids)
Source: RefSeq, a predicted model, not a curated record